Molecule: messenger RNA, 1473 nt
Organism: Raphanus sativus (radish)
Lineage: Eukaryota; Viridiplantae; Streptophyta; Magnoliopsida; Brassicales; Brassicaceae
Product: BOI-related E3 ubiquitin-protein ligase 1
Exons: 2
Coding region: 266-1162 (298 amino acids)
Molecular function (GO): ubiquitin-protein transferase activity
Source: RefSeq, a predicted model, not a curated record
AAGACUGUAUCCUUUUCGUCCCUUCCUCUCCAAAACCUCACCUUCCCCAUUUAUUUCUCCAAUUCCUUCUCUAUUUAACUAAUCUUCUCGUUAGUUCUUAUGAUCCCCAAGCGUUCAUCAUAUUUUGUUAAAGAUAUGUUCAUCACAUUCAUGACACGUGCAUACCCUUAUUAAGUGAAUGCAUCUUUUAAAAGUGAAUGCAUAUAUUUCUUCUUUUUUUUUAAGUGAAUGCAUAUAUUUCUUAACAAGACUUCAUUGAUAAUGAAUGGCGGUUCAGACUCAGCAUGCUUCAAGUUACUUCUUCAGUAAUGGACAAGAAGAUAAUAAUUGCUCGUCGUUGCAGCCUCAGCAACCAAAAGAGGUUUCUUCGGUAGAUUUCAUUCAGUUCUCGUCUCCUGCUGCUGCUCCGAUGAAUCCUCCACCGCCAAAACCACCGCAAGCUAUCGAUUUGAGCGAGUUGUUGCAGAAUCAUAAUCCGUUAAAAUCUAAUGUGGUUCCUAGUACUACAGGUUUUCGUUCAUCUCACGACCACCGUUCACAUAAUCAAGAACAGCUACUUUCGACUUUUUCUAUGCUUUCAGGAGAUCUUGCCGGAGAAUAUAAACGUCAAAGAUAUGAAUUGGACAUGUUUCUUCAAACUCAGAGUGAAGAGCUGCAGCGUAAUUUAGCAUCGAAUAGAGAGAGGCAAUAUGUAGAGCUAUUGUACGCCGCGGAGGAGUUAGCCAGACGGAGAGUGAGAGAAAAAGAAGCGGAGCUUGAGAAAGCCACGCGCCGUCACGCUGAGCUAAAGGCGCGUGCAGCUCAGCUAGCAGAAGGGGCGCGAACAUGGCAGUUACGAGCAGCGACGCGGGAAGCCGAGGUCUCUUCGUUACAGGCUCAUAUCCAAAAAGUCCUAGCGAGCCAACCUACGGCGGCGAAACAGAGUAUGAUCGGCGGCGACGGGGAGGAAGCUGAGGACGCUGAAUCCGUCUUCGUGGAUCCGGAGCGGGUCGGAAUGAACGGACCUAGUUGUAGGAUUUGCUGGCGGAAACCGGCGACGGUGAUGGCGUUACCAUGUCGACAUCUGGUUCUUUGUAAAGGAUGCGACGGCGGCGGCGCUGUGCGUGUCUGUCCGAUUUGCUUCGCCGUAAAGAGUUCCGGUGUCGAAGUUCUGUUUUGUUGAUUAUGAUUUCGUGCAUCGGCCAGUGAGGCCCAUGGGGCCCAUCAUACUCAAGGAACAGUUGAUACAACCGUACGAAAAAGGACGUAUUCUGAACCGACGGAGAAAAUGCAUUUGUGAUUCUAGAAAUUAUCAUAUAGUUGAUGUACAUAGGAUUAGGACAUAGCCACAUGCAGUGGCCUUUUUUCGUUUUGACUUUUUUCUGUUGGAAAUUAUUUGUUUUCUAUUUCUUAUCUUUGAUUUGAACGUACAUAUUUUAGAAAAUAUAAUAUUUAGGGUUUUAAAUAUGUAUGGUCUCUGGUUUGAUGGUUGCA